This is a messenger RNA of Carlito syrichta (Philippine tarsier), 1489 nucleotides long. RefSeq names its product Sp6 transcription factor (gene SP6). Gene Ontology annotation, biological process: regulation of transcription by RNA polymerase II. Gene Ontology annotation, molecular function: DNA-binding transcription factor activity, RNA polymerase II-specific; RNA polymerase II cis-regulatory region sequence-specific DNA binding. The record is from RefSeq and is a predicted model, not a curated record. The transcript has 2 exons. Lineage: Eukaryota; Metazoa; Chordata; Mammalia; Primates; Tarsiidae. Bases 277 to 1407 code for a protein of 376 amino acids.
GACUCAGAUCUCACCUCCUACAACUCCCCCAGAAGAGCCGGGCCACUGUUUCCUGGAUUAUCCUAAAAGCUUCCGAGGCCGUGAGGACUUGGCAGCAUCUCUGCCCGCUCCCUCACCUCCCCCUUUGGCGCUGCCUGUCGCCUCCUUUAUAAAGCCUGCUCUUUUAUCACUGCCACUUGCCCCUCACUGCAGCUGCCAUCUCUGGGCUCCAUGGACUGGUCCCAUCUGAGGUGCCCCUGACCGUCCCUGUCCCCCACCCCACCCCGGAUCCCGGCAAUGCUAACCGCUGUCUGUGGCUCUCUGGGCAGCCAGCACACGGACGCGCCUCACGCCUCCCCGCCGCGCCUCGACCUGCAGCCUCUCCAGACAUACCAGGGCCACACGAGCCCCGAGGCCGGGGACUACCCCUCCCCGCUGCAGCCUGGGGAGCUGCAGAGCCUCCCGCUGGGCCCGGAGGUGGACUUCUCCCAGGGCUAUGAGCUGCCGGGGGCCUCCUCGCGGGUAACCUGCGAGGACCUGGAGAGCGACAGUCCCUUGGCCCCGGGACCCUUUUCCAAGCUCCUGCAGCCGGACAUGUCACACCACUACGAAUCAUGGUUCAGGCCGACUCACCCAGGCACGGAGGACGGCUCGUGGUGGGACCUUCACCCGGGCACCAGCUGGAUGGACCUCCCCCACACUCAGGGCGCGCUGACCUCACCCGGCCACCCGGGGGCGCUUCAGGCUGGCUUGGGGGGCUACGUCGGCGACCACCAGCUUUGUGCCCCCCCACCCCACCCGCACCCGCACCACCUCCUCCCAGCCGCCGGAGGGCAGCAUCUCCUGGGGCCGCCCGACGGGGCUAAGGCCUUGGAAGCCGCCGCCCCAGAGUCUCAAGGGCUGGAUUCCAGUCUGGACGGGGCGGCCCGGCCCAAGGGCUCCCGGCGCUCGGUGCCCCGCAGCUCCGGCCAGACCGUGUGUCGCUGUCCCAACUGUCUGGAGGCGGAGCGACUGGGGGCUCCGUGUGGGCCCGACGGGGGCAAGAAGAAGCAUUUGCACAAUUGCCACAUCCCGGGCUGCGGGAAGGCCUACGCCAAGACGUCGCACCUGAAGGCACACCUGCGCUGGCACAGCGGCGACCGUCCCUUCGUGUGCAACUGGCUCUUCUGUGGCAAGCGCUUCACGCGCUCCGACGAGCUGCAGCGCCACCUCCAGACCCACACGGGCACCAAGAAGUUCCCCUGCGCCGUCUGCAGCCGAGUCUUCAUGCGCAGCGACCACCUGGCCAAGCACAUGAAAACCCACGAGGGCGCCAAAGAGGAGGCAGCCGGCGCGGCCCCGGGCGAGGGCAAGGCCGCCGGCGGAGGGGAGGCCCCCGGGGGCAAGGGCAAACGCGAGGCCGAGGGCGGCGCGGCUUCCUCCAACUGAGCCCCUCGGUGCCGCCUCCCUGGGGCCUCCUGGGGCAUCGGAGGAGCGCCCCCCGCCCGACGUCCUGGGGGGGCGGCUUGAG